This is a messenger RNA of Solanum pennellii, 850 nucleotides long. RefSeq lists its product as uncharacterized. NCBI's taxonomy places the organism in Eukaryota, Viridiplantae, Streptophyta, Magnoliopsida, Solanales, Solanaceae. The transcript has a single exon. The record is from RefSeq and is a predicted model, not a curated record. The coding region runs from base 29 to 655 and encodes 208 amino acids.
UCUGAGGUAUUAACUCCAAAAUUAUAGAAUGAAUGAAAUGGUUCAGGAUGCGUAUGGGGUGCAUUCUGAUUUUGAAUUUGGUAAUAAUAACGUUGAAGAAACUCCCAACGAUAAAAGUAGAACUUUCUUUGAACAAUUGGAAGCUGCUAGUCGGCCUUUAUGUGAGGGGAGUCCUCACUCCCAGUUGUCUAUUGAUCUUAGGUUAUUAAAUAUCAAAUCAGAUUGGAAUUUUUCUCAAGGGGCAAUGGAUUCUGUGAUUGACCUUAUGCAUGAUUUAGUUGAUCCAAAACCAGAGAUACCUGAUAAUUUCUAUAAGGCAAAGAGGUUGGUGUCAAAAUUAGGACUGUCAUCGAUGAGAAUCCAUUGUUGUGAGAAUGGUUGUGUAUUAUACUAUAAGGAUGAUAUUGAUUUUGAAUCCUGUAAUUUUUGUGGUAAAUCUAGGUAUAAGCUUGCUCCUAGUGUGAAAAAAGUUGCUGUUAAGACGAUGCGUUACUUACCUCUUAUACCAAGGUUAAAAAGGUUAUAUGCAUCAAAUAGAUCUGCUCCUCAUAUGAGAUGGCACCAUGAAAACAGAAGACCACCUGGUAUUAUGUGUCAUCAUCCGAUGGAGAGGCUUGGAAGCAUUUUGAUAGAACUUAUCCCGAUUUUGCAGUAGAACCAGGAAACAUUAGAUUAGGUUUAUGUUCAUAUGGAUUCACUCGACAUUCUGUUUCUGCUGCACCUUACUCUUGUUGGCUUGUAUUUUAACACCAUGUAAUCUUCCACCUGAGAUGUGUAAUACCAGUCCAUAUAUAUUUCAGAAUUGUGUCAUUUUUGGCCCCUGCAAUCCAAAAGUCUUGGGUGUUGUGUA